UUUACAUAUUAAAAAUAACAUCCAAUAACACAUACGGUAGUAAGCGAGAUGAUAAUUCGAGGUUGACUGACAACAUUCUGUCAGUCAUGGCAAACGAGUAUUAAUAAUUUGAAUCAAAGUGCGAAAUGAUUUUGAAAUAUCAACAAGACUGAUUUUGUAUUAAUAACGAAAAUGACAGCACCGUUACUCGUAUUUUUUAUUGUUUGUAUAUUUUUAUAUUAUUUAUUCUUCAUCAAACCUAUGAACUAUUGGAAAGAGAAGAAAGUGUUUCAUUUGAGUGCGCUGAGAAGUUUUCUGAGGACAGUAAUUAGUGGAAAAUCAUUUUAUGAUGCCACGCUAGAUUUAUACAGGAAAUAUCCUAGUCGAAGGUAUUUUGGAAAUUAUUUAUUACUCAAACCGACACUUUUUGUCAGAGACCUAGACCUCAUCAAAGCAAUCACUAUCAAAGACUUUGAGCAUUUUACAGACCACUUUACCUUCUUCCAAUCAGAUCCCAUUCUAGGUAAUAAUUUGUUCGAACUGCAAGGGGAGAGAUGGAAAGACAUGAGAUCAACUUUGUCACCGGCGUUUACCAGUGCAAAAAUGAAGGGAAUGUACACUUUUAUAGAAGAAACUGCUAAAAACUUUACACAACAUCUUUAUGAUAUGAACGCUGAAGAAAUAGAGUUUAAAAAAGAGUUUACUAUGUUCUCGAAUGAUGUAAUCGCCACAUGCGCAUUUGGAAUUAAUUGUGAUAGCUUCAAUAAUGAAAAUAACGAAUUUUUUUCAAUGGGAACCGAACUUAUUACUCCCAGCCCAAGAAGAAAACUGACAAUGUUUUUCGCCUUGAUGUUUCCAAAAAUAUUUAAAGCCUUUGGAAUACCUAUAAUUUCCCAGAAUAUCUUAAAUUUCUUCAAAGAGAUAGUAAAAGAAAAUAUAGAAACUAGAGAAAAACAUAAUAUAUUUCGGCCCGACAUGAUUCAUCUUCUUAUGGAAGCCAAGAGGGGUAGGCUUAAAUUUGAAACAAACAAUUUAGACCAAGACGAUGGAUAUGCAGUUGUACAAGAAUCUACCAUAACUAAAUCUAUCAGGCAAAUGGAAAUCACAGAUAAUAUCAUAACAGCUCAAGCUGUAGUAUUUUUAAUAGGAGGCUUGGACACCAAUUCCACUACUCUCGCCUUGAUGUCACAUCAGUUGGCGAUCCACCAAGAUAUUCAACGAAGGCUUCAACAAGAAGUAGAUGAGGUUUUUAAGCAAUGUGAUGGAAAAUUGACGUACGAAGUGGUAUUGAGAAUGAAAUAUCUAGACCAAGUUAUUUCUGAAGUAUUAAGAAGAUAUCCUCUAGGAUACGCUAUAAUGCGCAAAUGCGUAAAAGAUUACAAAAUAGAGUCUUACAAACGAAGCGAGUCCACCUUUAUAUUGGAAAAGGGAGCUUCGGUGACUAUCCCCAUUGUUGGAAUACAUAUGGAUCCUCUUCUAUUUCCGGAUCCCGAAAAAUUUGAUCCGGAUAGAUUUAGUGACGAAAACAGGAAGAAUAUCGUACCUGGUAGUUAUAUGCCAUUCGGGAGCGGACCUCGCAAUUGUAUAGGAUCCAGAUUUGCUGUUUUAGAAUGUAAGACUGUAAUGGUAUGUCUUUUAAGGAAAUUUGACAUUGUGCCUACGAAAAAUACCAGAAACCCCUUACGUUUUAAAAAGAAUAUAACAGUGUCAAGCAGAGAUGGAUUUUGGUUAGGUCUAAGAAAAAGGAAACACUGAUUUUUGUACUAUAAUGCUAAGCUAAAUAAAGUUUUGACUUUUAUAUUUUUUU
This is a messenger RNA of Diabrotica balteata, 1786 nucleotides long. The record is from the annotation of a GenBank genome assembly. NCBI's taxonomy places the organism in Eukaryota, Metazoa, Arthropoda, Insecta, Coleoptera, Chrysomelidae.